Molecule: messenger RNA, 1227 nt
Organism: Lodderomyces parapsilosis
Lineage: Eukaryota; Fungi; Ascomycota; Pichiomycetes; Serinales; Debaryomycetaceae
Gene: SPP1
Product: Spp1p
Exons: 1
Coding region: 1-1227 (408 amino acids)
Biological process (GO): positive regulation of DNA-templated transcription
Cellular component (GO): Set1C/COMPASS complex
Source: RefSeq, a predicted model, not a curated record
AUGAGUGAAGUAGAGCUACAUACACACAAUGAGCCAAAUGGUCACCAUCAUGUGAAGAGAAAAAAGUCAUCGCAACUGUCUUUUGGAUCCAAGAGGCAGAAACAUGCGAUGGUAAAGACCGAGAUGAAGGACAUAGAAGAGUCGAGUGAAGACAUUGCCAAACAGUACAAGAAAUUCACAAAUGCCCCAAAGUAUGACCUCAAUAGCGAGGAACUAUACUGUGUGUGUCGAAAACCCGAUGAAGGAGAGUUGAUGGUUGCUUGUGAUGGAUGCGAAGAAUGGUUUCAUGCUGAAUGUAUGAACAUCAGACCCGAACUCUCCAAUUUGAUUGCCAAGUUUUAUUGCAAAUUUUGCACAUGGAAAGGGGAAGGUGUCACCUUGUGGAAACGUAAAUGUCGAUUAGACGACUGCUAUGAACCUAUUAUGGAAAAUUCGAAAUACUGCAGUUCUGAACAUGGGAAACAGUAUAUGCAGCAGUUAUUGCUUGAAAAUAACGUGCUUGGGCAUGGUGUUGUAAAAACGGUGUUGACACAUGUAGAUGGCGACGUGGAUAAACUCCAUUCCUUGGGGUCAGAAUUUCCUGAGCUCGAAGAGGUGAGAACUUUCCGACAAGAUGCCACCAAGAUUGACCAAUUCCCACUUGAUGUACAAAAACAGAUUGAGUCCUUGCAAAAGAAAAUAGAAGGCGUCAAGGAGAGGAUGAAAAUGCAAUUAAAUGAGCAAGAGAAGCUCCAGGAAGUGAAGGAAAAUGUUAAAAUAAUCAAUGAGAAGUUGUCAACGCUGGUGUUCCCCGAUACCGUAGACGACAAGCAAACCAAAGCCAAGUCUAAGAAAGGAAAACAAAAGAAGCGUGUGGAAUUGUGUCUAUGUGAUAAGGGAGAGCACCAUUUGGUUAAAGAAAUUGCCAACUCGGAACAGUUGUUGGAACAGAUUUCAACAAAAGUGAAAAGAAGAAUGGAUGAUGAUGACGAGAGCGAAGAAGAAGAAGAAGAAGAAGGAGGAUGUCAUGAUGAUGUGAAUUCGAAAGAUGAUGACCCAGACUGGUUUCGAAAUCAAGUUUGCAUCAGAGACAAGAAGAAGUGUUAUCGACAUAAUGGUUGGUGGAAUUUGUCUUUUGACGACACAGAAAAGUUAUUGGAUCAACUUAGAUCAAAACAGCUGGAAUUAGAGAGAGGGAUUGAUGAUGUGUUACGAUGCUACUCCAUUGAAAAGUAUAAUAAUAAAUAA